This is a messenger RNA of Ylistrum balloti, 579 nucleotides long. RefSeq lists its product as uncharacterized. NCBI's taxonomy places the organism in Eukaryota, Metazoa, Mollusca, Bivalvia, Pectinida, Pectinidae. The transcript has a single exon. The coding region runs from base 1 to 579 and encodes 192 amino acids. The record is from RefSeq and is a predicted model, not a curated record.
AUGCACGUUGUGGUCGUGAAGAAGUAUGUUCUGGUCGUGAAGACGUACGUUGUGGUCGUGAAGACGUAUGUUCUGGUCGUGAAGACGUAUGUUCUGGUCGUGAAGACGUACGUUGUGGUCGCGAAGACGCAUGUUGUGGUCGUGAAGACGUACGUUGUGGUCGUGAAGACCCAUGUUGUGGUCGUGAAGACGUAUGUUGUGGUCGUGAAGACGUAUAUUUUGGUUGUGAAGACGUAUGAUGUGGUCGUGAAGACAUACGUUGUAGUCGCGAAGACGUAUGUUGUGGUCGUGAAGACGUAUGUUCUGGUCGUGAAGACGUACGUUGUGGUCGCGAAGGCGUAUGUUGUGGUCGUGAAGACGUACGUUGUGGUCGUGAAGACGUAUGUUGUGGUCGUGAAGACGUAUGUUGUGGUCGUGAAGACGUACGUUGUGGUCGCGAAGACGCAUGUUGUGGUCGUGAAGACGUAUGUUCUGGUCGUGAAGACGUAUAUUUUGGUUGUGAAGACGUAUGAUGUAGUCGUGAAGACGUACGUUGUGGUCGUGAAGACGUUUCUCAAUAGGUUUAACCCUGGAGCUUGA